ACAUUAUUGCAUAUGCAAUAAUGUCCUCCGGAUAGUAUUGCAUAGAGGACAUAAUUGCAUGCGACACCGGUACAAUGUGACACAGUCAUCAAAUACUAUAGCAUCCGAUCGUAAUCUUGGAUUAGUUAACCACUACCAUGCCACAUCAUCUGUUUGGGUUUUACACUAGAUAAUGCAAUAAUGCUAUUAAAGGCGACUGUAGCCAAAUAAUUACGUUGAAAUAAUAUUGACUCUCGGCAUUUUGAAGGGAACAAAAUUACAGACUGCAACCCUCAUUCGUUGGCAGCAUUUGAAUGCAAAUGUGAGAACUCCCAAAGCUAAAGAUGAUUAAUAUUCAUUGUCUGCUAGGUGUGUGAAUGUAUAACUCAUCCGCCAUGAAUUAUGAGUGAAACCUGAUAAAUAGUAUUCAACUUAAGGGGUCUUGUUUACAGGUAUUGCCGACAACACGAGCAUAUACCGUAUAAUAGCCGCACACUGAUGACAUACCAGCAACAAUGCAGCGUGUCACAACCGCAUCCCCCAUUGCUGCUCAUAAAUAAUGCAUAACCGUUGUGUGUGUAGUGUAUUAGAUUCAAACCACACGCGACUGGCACGCGUCGGCCCUAUGAGAUAGCAAAAAAGAGGCGUGUACUGUUUGCCUUCUAAAUUUGUUGCGUAUAUCCCAAUGUUAUGAUUGAUGGAUUUGAAAUGCCUUGGUGGAGUGGAUGUUUCUUCAAAGGUGAAGGAGGAUACAUGAAUAUCUCUGCUGGAGUUCAAGACAGAGGAAUAGCUUCUGUGAUGCACACUGAAGACUGACGAAGUAAAGGAUUUUCAAGAUGUCGUCCUACGAUUUCACGCGAGAGCUGUCGCUCUCAUCUGUGAGGUCAUCGUACAGCUGCGAGAAUUCACGAGUUGUGAGCGGCUCGUCACCACAUCGAGGCUCGGCUUCGUCUCCUUCGUCAGCCUCGCUGUCGAGUGACCAUGAAUCAAGUUUUGUUUACUUUGAUGCUCUGCUUCCGAGCAACGUCCUGUCUCUGCUGAACGAAAUGAGGCUGAGCGGUGAGUGUACAGACACCGUGCUCUGUGUUGGUUCCCGUGAAUUCACCUGUCACCGUGCGUUACUCGCUGCGGUCAGCCCGUACUUCAGAGCAAUGUUUGCCGGCGAUUUACGGGAGAGCUUGGAAAGCCGGAUCUCCCUCCAUGACCUUUGCCCUCGAAUGGUGGGCAUCCUGAUCGAAUUCUCGUACCGGUCUCGCAUUCUCAUCACUGAGGAGAACGCCGAGGAGCUAUUCAUCACCGCAAAUUUCCUUCAGUUCGAGCAGGUCGCCAAGUCAUGCACCGAGUACCUGCAACGGAACAUCACCGCGGGAAACUGCAUGAGUCUCGCGAGGUUCGCCGAGACUUAUCGAUGUCUUCCGUUGCUGAGGGACGCAGAGAAGUUCAUCCUAGAGAACUUUGAGAGCGUCUCAGAAGAAGAAGAGUUCUUAGAUCUUCGGUUUGACCAACUUGUAGCGUACAUUCGCCAUGACCAGCUUGUUGUGCAGUCGGAGAAGGCCGUCUACGAUGCAGUGUUGAGAUGGAUCAAAUCGAACCCGGAAGAGAGAGCUUUCUUCAGAUCACAACUCCUCCGAUCGAUACGUCUUCCUCUCAUCGAAGAGGACAUCUUAAGUGAGAUGCUCUCAUGUCGAGAUGAGGACAGUCUCUCUAAGUCAAGACACUGCAAUGAUGUUCUGAAAGAAGCUAAAUGCUGCCAGUGGUUGAUGAAACGAGGAUACCGCGUGUUGGGCCCGGGUACCUCGCCAAGAAGUCCAGGUCGAAGGUCAGAGGUCAUUAUACUGGUAGGAGGUCACCAGAAGGGUCUGGAUGGAGAGUACAUCUACAGUGAUGAGAUGUUUUGUAUGGAUGCAGGAGAGGCUGUCAAAUCAUCGUAUCCAAGAUGGUAUCCUUUAGCUAAGAUGCCGCAUCACAUGAAAAGAAAGUACAGUGUCACUUCAUUAGGUUCUGAUAUCUAUGUUACCGGUGGUUAUGACACUGUUUGUGACCAAUCAUCUCGUCUAGUUUGGCGUUACUCCUUCUCACGUAACCGAUGGAGACCAGUCACCAGCAUGCUCGAAGCCCGCCAUUCUCACGGGUCGGCGUCAUUAAACAGUCGUCUGUACGUAGUCGGCGGCAAAACGUCUUUCCAAAACACCCGUCUGGACACGGUAGAAUGUUACAACCCAUUCACGGAUGAAUGGAAAACUCUUCCCCCUCUGCCAAUUGCCGUCAGUGUACCAUCCGUUGUCGGCCAUCAUUCAAGACUGUAUGUGAUUGGUGGAGCCACGCAGGACGAGUGCGCAUGCCCGCAUAUCCAGUGCUACGAUCCAAUCACAAACGCUUGGUCGCUGCUCCCGAAUCUUGAAUUCUCCAGAAAAACGCUUCGGGUUACCGUUUCCGAUGACGGAAGAAUGUUCGUCCUGGGCGGGAGAAAACCUCGCGAAGUUUCCGAAGUCUCGGUGGAAACAAGCGAGGAGUGCCAGCACGAGCCGUCCAAUGAGCAGCGGACAUUUCCUGGGAUCACCGUUGCGGGCGACAGAUUGUGGAUUUUUGGCGGGAAAAUUGGGGAGGAGUCCAAAAGUUGUGCCGAAUAUUACGACUUACAAACUAACACGUGGACUACGUUAGUAGGGUUCAUGCCCAAAGCACUGUACAUGCACGGCUGCGUGACGAUAGCUGAUGACGCGUGACACUGAUGACGUUAUUCAGUGCCAUAGAGGGUGCGUUCGUUUAGCUUCCUUGGGUCGACCCCGGUGUGUGGCGAUUUUUUUUUCAGGACGAACGUGU
Molecule: messenger RNA, 2802 nt
Organism: Asterias rubens (European starfish)
Lineage: Eukaryota; Metazoa; Echinodermata; Asteroidea; Forcipulatida; Asteriidae
Product: kelch-like protein 24
Exons: 3
Coding region: 816-2705 (629 amino acids)
Molecular function (GO): protein binding
Source: RefSeq, a predicted model, not a curated record